ACUGCCACUUCCUUAAAGAUUAGUCCUGAAGUGACGAAAAUAUCCGGGAUACAGGACGAAAGGCAGGCAGUGUUGUGGCAACCACUUUCGUAUCAAGGUAUGAGGAAAUUCGCAUCUGCUACAUUUUACGAGACUGCUUGCAGUCGACUGCCCUCUCCGUGAAAUUUCAAAGCAAAGGCGCUGUGUAUCCCAAUUACGAAACGUAGAUGAGGACGGAGAUAUCGGUAAAGCCAACAAGCUACGACUGUCCGUCAUGCGAUAUUAAAGGAGGAGCUUCUAAACACCGGCUUCCGUACUGCACAGUGAAAAAUUCAUGACUCCCGAUGUUCUCCGCUGUCCGGGGCAGACUGAAGCGAGGGAGAGAAAAGACGCAGUUUGACUCGAGGUAUUGAUCCUGUCCUGUCGCAUCGAUCCUCAGGUCACUGCACGCCUGAAGCCUUGCGGAGAGGGAGAGAGAGAGAGACGAUGAGGACGGCGGCAGCGGUGUGCUGCAGCCUCCUUCUCGUCCUGGCGGACGUCGUGGUAACCACCGUCCUCUACGUGCGCGGGUCCCACCCGGCGGUGUUCGCCGAGGACGCGCGCGACUUCGACGUGUUCCGCUCGGUCCUCGACCUGUGGGGGCUCCUGCUGGUCCGGGCGUCCCUGUUGGUGGGGGGCGCCGUCGGGGUGUCCCGGAACAGGGCGGACGGGCCCGGGAGGGCCUCAGCUCUCGGGCCGGUCUGCGACCUCCUGUGCCUGGUGGUGACGGCCUACGCCCUGGCCAAGCUGCUGGUGUUUUCGGAGCAGGGCUCCCUCGUGUACGACCCCUGGUUCCUCGGCCUGUUCGGCUGGACGUGCGGGUCGGCCGUGGGGACGGCGUGCCUGUGGCGGCUCCUGGCGCGGUCGCGCGAUGCGGUGGCCGACGGGGGCGGCGGCAGGGGCGGCGGCAAGGAGGAGUCAGAGAGGCUGGUGGACCCAGCCGCCGCGGAGGAGGAGGUGGACGAGGAGGCCCCUGGUGAGGAGGAGGAGGAGGAACGGAAAGGGGCGAAGGACGGACCGCACUCUGGGGCUACGGUCGGCCGUCUUCUGUCCUACUGCCGGAAGGAUGCGGGCCUGCUGACAGUGGCUUUUAUCUUCCUCCUGCUCUCCGCUAUCUGCGAGGCCUUCAUCCCGUACUACACCGGGCUGGCUAUAGACGGCAUCGUCAUUCACAAGAGCAUGGAGCACUUCACCAAGCCCAUGGUUACUCUGACGGUGCUGGCCCUGGUCAGCUCCAUCGCCAUCGGAGUGCGAGGUGGCGUUUUCUCCGUCACCUUCGCCAGGCUGAACGUCCGUCUGCGGAACCUCCUCUUCAGGUCGCUGAUGCGCCAGGAGAUCGGCUUCUUUGAUGCUAACCACACAGGUGACAUCACCUCGCGGCUGACCUCCGACACCACGCAGGUGAGCGACCUGAUCUCGGAGAACGUCAACCUGUUCCUGCGCAGCCUGGUCAAGGCCCUGGGCUUCUGCUUCUUCAUGUUCGGGAUGUCCUGGAAGCUCACCGUCGUCACCAUCAUGGGCUUCCCCUUCAUCGCGGUCAUCUCCGCGCUCUACGGAGAGUACUACAAGAAACUGACCAAGGAGGUGCAGGACGCCCUGGCACAGGCCAACAAGCUGGCGGAGGAGACCGUGUCGGCCAUGAGGACGGUCCGCAGCUUCGCCACUGAGGAGCAGGAGGCCGACUCCUACUACGCGCGGCUGCAGGACAUGUUCCAGCUGAACAAGAAGCAAGCCCUGGCCUACGCCUGCUACAUGUGGUCCAGCUGUAUCUCGGAGUUGGCGCUACAGGUGGGCAUCCUGUUCUACGGGGGCCACCUGGUGGUCUCGGGACAGAUGAGCGGGGGCACGCUCAUCUCCUUCUUUAUCUAUGAGCUGGAGCUGGGGGAGUGCUUGGAGAGCAUCGCGUCCGUCUACACGGGGCUCAUGAAGGGCGUGGGCGCGGCGGAGAAGGUCUUCGAGCACAUCGACCGGAAGCCCAGGCUGGCGCGGGACGGGCGGGAGGCCCCCGAGGUGUGCAAGGGGCUGGUGGAGUUCCAGAAUGUGACGUUCGCCUACCCCACCCGUCCCGAGGCGGAGAUACUGAAGGACGUGUCCUUCGCGGUGCGGCCGGGCGAGGUCACGGCGCUGGUGGGGCCGUCGGGCAGCGGGAAGAGCUCCUGCGUGUCCCUGCUGGAGAACUUCUACGCCCCGCUGCAGGGCCAGGUGCUGCUGGACGGAAGGCCUGUGCACACCUACCAGCACUCCUACCUGCACUCUCAGGUGGCAUUGGUGGGUCAGGAGCCGGUCCUGUUCGCUCGUUCCAUCCUGAAGAACAUCUCCUAUGGUUUAACGGACACCCCCAUGGAUGCAGUGGUGCAGGCUGCCACUAAGGCCAAUGCACAUGACUUCAUCUGCAGCCUCUCCAAGGGCUAUGAUACAGGCGUGGGGGAGAAGGGCGCGCAGCUGUCGGGGGGGCAGAAGCAACGCGUGGCCAUCGCCCGCGCGCUCGUCAGGAACCCGCACGUCCUGAUCCUGGACGAGGCCACCAGCGCCCUGGAUGCGGAGAGCGAGCACGUCGUUCAGCAGGCCUUGAAUGACGUCAUGCGGGACAGCACGGUGCUGGUGGUAGCGCACCGCCUGAGCACCGUGGAGAGGGCGGACAACAUCGUCGUGAUCGACCGGGGCCGCGUGGCGGAGCAGGGGCCCCACAGGGAGCUCAUGGCCAGGGGCGGGCUCUACUGCAAGCUGGUGCAGAGGCAGGUCCUGGGCGCAGAGACUGGAGCGGAGGCGCUGAACGCGUCGCCGUCGUCGCCGCGGGAGCCUGCCCGGCAACCGGAGAGCCGGCUGAGCCGUGCGCGAGACGGCAGCGAGUCGGAGGACGGCCCGCGGUACUGAGGGGAUCGCGUGGGCCAGGAGGCCGAGUUUCGAGGGACUGUGACGCACGCGCUCUCCGCCUUGUCCGGCGGAACCGCGGCUCGUUCUGACUGCCACGGACUUCUGUAUUCUUGAAGCGUUAAGAAAUUUAAAAUCAUAACUUUGAGACUAGCGGUACCUCAGACGGUGCAAGGUCAGUUGUUAAGUAGUACGAAAAUCUCACAUGGUGUCAGACGUAGACAAUAUACAUAAAAUAUAAAUAACUUUUAAAUAUGAUUCUAGGUGUUCCAGGCGCCGCUGAAGAGUAAAACGACAGAAUAUGUUGCACUGAGAAUCAUCAGAUUCACGAAUCUCAGAAAUGUCAUAACUUUGUGAAUCAGAGGUUGUUGGCCAAUGUGUACAUUUAAAUUAUUUUAGAUAUAGUGGGAGGCCUUCGUGUUACAAUGGAGAUGUCAUUAAAUCAGCUGAAGUGACGUAACAAUGGUGUGAUGACCUAAGUGUGGCGGAAGGAUACUGAAUAUACCGCAAUACUGAAUUGUUAAAUGGA
Messenger RNA from Anguilla anguilla (European eel), 3418 nucleotides. RefSeq names its product ATP-binding cassette, sub-family B (MDR/TAP), member 9 (gene abcb9). Bases 466 to 2892 code for a protein of 808 amino acids. The record is from RefSeq and is a predicted model, not a curated record. The transcript has 12 exons. Gene Ontology annotation, cellular component: lysosomal membrane. Gene Ontology annotation, molecular function: ATP binding; ATP hydrolysis activity; ABC-type oligopeptide transporter activity. Lineage: Eukaryota; Metazoa; Chordata; Actinopteri; Anguilliformes; Anguillidae. Gene Ontology annotation, biological process: transmembrane transport; peptide transport.